Tarenaya hassleriana is the source of this 2181-nucleotide messenger RNA. Its product is annotated as primary amine oxidase-like. Gene Ontology annotation, biological process: amine metabolic process. The record is from RefSeq and is a predicted model, not a curated record. Gene Ontology annotation, molecular function: primary methylamine oxidase activity; quinone binding; copper ion binding. The coding region runs from base 23 to 2062 and encodes 679 amino acids. NCBI's taxonomy places the organism in Eukaryota, Viridiplantae, Streptophyta, Magnoliopsida, Brassicales, Cleomaceae. The transcript has 5 exons.
AAAAAACACAAAAGGAACAACAAUGUCGACUUCACGAUUGAAGAUUCAACUCUUCAUUCUAUCACUCUCCAUCUUCAUCUCCACAAUCUCAUCUCGAACUCACCCUCUAGACCCAUUAACCCCGUCCGAAAUAACCCGAAUCCAAUCCAUAAUCAACAACCAUUUUGGCGAUUCGAAACGUAACCUCAACUUCCACUAUGUAGCCCUAGACGAGCCCGAGAAACCCGCUGUCCUAAAAUGGCUUUCCAGCCCUUCCGCCACGCUGCCACCGCCGCGCAGAGCCACAGCCAUUGUCAGACUGAACAAACAAAACCUAGAGCUCACCAUUGACCUCUCUUCAGGAACCAUACUCUCCAAGAAAACGCAUUCGGGUUUCGGUUACCAAAUGAUGACGAUAGACGAGCAGAAUCUGGCCGUGAAAAUCACCAAAAAGUACGUGCCCUUUGUUAAGUCCAUGACUCAACGUGGGUUGAACAUGUCCCACGUUGAAUGCAGUACGUUUACGGGAGGGUGGUACGGACAAACAUACGAGGCGAGAGAAGACGAGCCAAGGGUCACGAAGAUAUUGUGUUUUUACUCGGAAGGGACGUCUAAUUUGUACAUGAGACCCAUCGAUGGGUUGAUAAUCGGAGUAGAUCUUGACGCUAUGAAGAUCGUAGAGUACAAAGAUACGGGUAAAGCUCCAAUGCCCAAAGCCGAAGGAACUGACUACAGAGAUGAAAGUCUUCGUGUUCCUGUCGGUUUGGAUCUUAAGGACACUGCCAUUUCUCAGUCGGACGGUCCCGGCUUCAAAAUCGACGGUCAUGUCGUCAGCUGGGCAAACUGGAAAUUCCACGUGGGAUACGACAUGAGGGUGGGCCCGGUCAUAUCGUUAGCUUCGGUAUACGACGUGGAUCAGAAAAGGCAAAGGUUGGUGCUGUACAAGGGUUAUGUCUCGGAGCUAUUCGUUUCGUACCAAGACCCUUCGGAGGAAUGGUACUACAAGACAUUCUUCGACUGCGGCGAGUGGGGCUGCGGCCAAUCCGCCACGUCACUCGCUCCUUUCUCCGACUGCCCACCAAACGCCGUUUUCAUGGACGCGUUUUUCUCCGGCCCGCCACGUGGCUCCGUCGUCAAGAUCCCUAACGCGUUCUGCGUUUUCGAACGGUACACUGGCGACACGAUGUGGCGGCAUGCAGAGACGGAGUUCGAUGAGUUCACGGAAGCAAGACAAGGCGUGAGCUUGGUUGUAAGGAUGGCGGCUACACUUGGCAACUACGAUUACAUCAUGGAUUGGGAGUUCAAGCCCACAGGCUCCAUCAAAGUCGAGAUUGGUCUUUCCGGGGUACUCGAAGUGAGAGGAACAUCGUACACGCACAAAGACCAAAUCAAAGACGACCAACACGGAACAUUAAUCGUAGACAAUACGAUCGGAACAUACCACGACCAUUUCUUGAACUACCGUCUCGAUCUAGACGUCGACGGUCCGAUAAAUUCGUUCGUUAAGACAAAACUUGUAACCAAGAGAAUAAGCGACACGGCUCACAGGGUCCCUAGAAAGAGUUAUUGGACCGUGCAACACGAGACGGCCGCUACAGAACUCGACGCCCGGACCCGGGUCGGGUCCCAACCGGCGGAAUUCACAGUGGUCAAUCCGGAAAAGAGGACCCGACCGGGAAACACCGUCGGAUACAGUCUGGUCCCGGGAACCGCCACAGUUCCUCUCUUGUCGGGAGACGAUUAUCCCCAAACGAGGGCGGCGUUCACAAACUAUAAUUUGUGGGUCACGCCGUACAACAAGUCCGAGAGAUUCGCCUCUGGCUUGUACGCCUUCCAGAGCAGAGGGGACGAUACAUUAGCCGUCUGGACCGACAAGAAUAGAGAGAUCGAGAAGAGGGACAUUGUUGUGUGGUACACAAUGGGAAUACAUCACGUGCCAUGCCAAGAAGAUUUUCCGAUAAUGCCCUUAUUGAAAGGUGGGUUUGAACUCAAGCCCACCAAUUUCUUUGAGAGGAACCCUUACGUUUACGCAAAGCCCCUCAAACUUUCUAACUCGACAAUUUCACCCCCGGCGGCUCCCUAAUCCCCCCUCAAUCCUCUAUUAUAUGUAUCGAGAGCAAUGUAAUUUCAAGAUUUCUAUAAUAAAAUAUCGCGAUCAAUGAUGAAAUAAAAUCGUCGGUGCUUCGGUCUAUUAUAUGAACG